Molecule: messenger RNA, 867 nt
Organism: Fusarium mangiferae
Lineage: Eukaryota; Fungi; Ascomycota; Sordariomycetes; Hypocreales; Nectriaceae
Exons: 2
Coding region: 1-867 (288 amino acids)
Source: RefSeq, a predicted model, not a curated record
AUGUCGGACCGUGUUAGUCAACUCGCUGGUCAUCUCAACUACCCCAAAGGCCUACUCGCUGGCCAAGUAGCUAUCAUCACAGGCAGCGGCCAAGGAAUCGGUGCAGAAGCUGCCAGGCUCUUUGCCAAAGAGGGUGCGAAAGUUGUUGUUGCAGAUAUCGACGCGGAAAAGUCCAAGGCUGUUGCUGAUGGCAUCAAUAAAAAUGGCGGCCAGGCUAUAGCUGUGCCCGGAGAUAUUCUCAAGGCAGAAUAUGUCAAUGAUCUGGUCAAGAAGGCUGCAGAAUUUGGCGACGGAAAGAUCAAUAUCAUCGUCAACAAUGCGGGCUACACUUGGGACGGUGUCAUUCACAAGAUGACAGACAAGCAGUGGGACACUAUUCUCGCUCUUCACUGUACUGCCCCUUUUACUCUCGUCCGCGCAGCAGCGCCUUACUUCCGUGUACGCGAUGGUGCCCCUCGAUGCAUCGUCAAUAUCUCAUCUACAUCUGGAGUGCACGGCAAUGCGGGACAGCUCAACUACUCUCUUGCAAAGGCAGGUAUCACAGGGUUCACAAAGACGAUUGCAAAGGAGUGGGGUCCCUCCUUCGGCGUGAGAGCGAAUACUGUUGCCUUUGGACAUAUCCUCACCAGAUUGACGGCGGCGAAGGAAGACGGCGCAUUUGUUACCGGGCCGGACGGUGAGAAAAUCGCACUGGGUAUUCCAACAAAGCAGAAGGAGGCAGCAGGGGAUAAUGCCCAUGCAGAUAUUCCACUGAGGAGACCUGGUACUGCGACUGAGGCAGCGAGCGCUGUUCUGGCUGUGGCGAGCCCAUUGUUUUCGUAUGUAUCGGGCCAGACCAUCAUGGUCACUGGAGGUCGUAAUAUGUAG